Neltuma alba is the source of this 918-nucleotide messenger RNA. Its product is annotated as ankyrin repeat-containing protein BDA1-like. Gene Ontology annotation, molecular function: protein binding. Gene Ontology annotation, cellular component: plasma membrane. The transcript is spliced from 3 exons. The record is from RefSeq and is a predicted model, not a curated record. Lineage: Eukaryota; Viridiplantae; Streptophyta; Magnoliopsida; Fabales; Fabaceae. Bases 1 to 918 code for a protein of 305 amino acids.
AUGAAUGAAAUCUCCACUAUCUCCGAGCUCGAACAAGAAGAAUUGCUUCUCAAAUCAGAGGGCUUCAAUAUCAAAGACAAAGAUGGACAGGGCCGCAAGAUCAUAUCCCCCGCAUUAUUGGCACAUACUUCCCCCAGCGACCUCAAUAUCUUAAGCAACGAGCAGAUAUCUCAGCGAUCUCUGUCGGUAGUGUGGCGUGCGGAUGAACAGACUUUAGUUCAGUUGUUACAGGCGGACGCGUCAAUCCUCGCCAACAUUCCGUCUGGCUGUCAAACUCCGCUGCACAUAUCAGCACUGCUAGGUAAUGUUCCGUUCACAGAGGCUCUUCUCCAUCGCAACCUCGCCAUCACAGGGGAUUCUUCUGGAAGAACAGCCCUCCACUUGGCUUGUCAGAGGGUAACUUUGCGGAUUGUGCAGAUACUGCUACACUUUAAUAAUGAGCUAUGCUUGGUUCGUGAUGGAGAAAAAAGAAUUCCUCUGCACUACGCAGCUAUCAGAGGCAGAACUGAGGUUGUGCAAGAGCUGAUCAUGGCAAGUCCAGAUUCUCUAAGUCUUGUUGACGGAGAAGAUAGCACUGUUUUUCACUUGUGUGUCACACAUAACCAUUUAGACACUCUCCAAACUUUGGUGAAAUUGGACUAUGCCACUGCCAAUAUUACUGCAGGCCAGCCACGUCCUCCCAUCUUUACGGGGCGCCCUGAUCGAGCUAGGAACACCAUUCUACAUUUAGCUAUCAUGUUAAAGCGAGUUGAGGUGGUGAGCUAUCUGCGGUCAAUUCCAGAAAUAAUGGGGUUCACAGCUGACGAUAUCCUCAUGAAACGAAGUCCAAAAGACUUGGAAAUCUGUGAAAUACAACACAUGUUGACGCCAGAGGAAUUUGAAAUAACUGGUGUGGUGCGUGUUCAUGAUGAUGAAUGA